Bradysia coprophila is the source of this 810-nucleotide messenger RNA. RefSeq lists its product as uncharacterized. NCBI's taxonomy places the organism in Eukaryota, Metazoa, Arthropoda, Insecta, Diptera, Sciaridae. The record is from RefSeq and is a predicted model, not a curated record.
ACGUUUGAAAGCAGCCAGUGUACAGUGUUUACAAUUCGAUCUAAUUCGAAAGACAAAUCAAAUAAUGAAAUGGUGCAAUUCGAUGUGGACACUUGUCCUUCUGUUCCUACAAUAUGCGCAAGGGGAACCGUUGAUUCCGCCGGAGUGCAUAACGAUAUUCCAAUUGAAACGAGCAAUGAAAACCAUAUGCGGACAACAAAGAGACAAUCAAACUUUGUGGAACAAUGUUAUCGAUUGCCAUAGACCGAUAACUGAUGAGUUUAUGCGAUCGAGUGGUGAAGCACUGUGUCCAGUUACAAAACGCGUUCAAGAUCCAACCGAUACCAAUUAUUCGAUAGCUGAAGUUUAUUUCAAUAUUUGCGGAUUCGUUGAUGGCACUAACGAGCAGAUACUGCAGGGUCACUCGUGUUUGAUGGAUGGAAGCCCCAAUACUAGUUCUCAUGAAGAGGAAGUGAGAGUGGUGAAGGAAACAUGGGGGGAAGAUGUACCUUGCGCAAUUGGGGAAUGCAUUUUGACGCUUGGACUAUGAUAUACAAUAAAACAAUUGAUGCUUGCAGGUGGUGUAGUAAAAUGUGGUUGGUGUAUUUAUAAUUAGAAAAAAUAAUUCAAUCGAAACAACGCACUUCAAGCGUGAGUGUUCAUAUUGGUCAGCUGCAAAAAGUACUCUAUUUUACAUGAAAAUGUUUUACGUUUGUAUGAUACACUGCCCAGUUACAAUACUCUUUUUAAAGUGCCACUCGCUACUUGAAGUGCGUUGUUCGAUAGCAAGAAUUUUGCUUUAAUCUAUUUUUUGUGUGUGUGCAAUAAACA